UGACAAUGAAAACUCAAAUCAACAGCAACAAAUUUAGUCUCUCUAAAAUCAUCAAAAUGCUGAAAUCAAAGUAGCAGUACCAGCCAUAGAGUUUGAAUUAUUUACCCUAAUGGCCGCCGUAACUAAUCAAAGAACCUUCUUUAAUAUGGAUAAGCUUGGUUUCUGAAUGAAAUGAAAGCAAAAAGCAAGGAAUUUAUAGCAAGUUUUAGAUCAAAGUCAUUUCUUUCCUGAGAAUGAAGUAACUGUAAAAAGGUCCAUCAGUCUUCACCAGAUCAGGCAGAUGUCAUCAAUAAUUUUCUUGCUUUGAACCUCAGCUGAGAAUGAACUUUUUCAGCAUGGUACAUUUUAUUUGAAGAAAGAUAUUCUACAAGUGACAUGGCUCCUAAGAAUUAUUUUGAGAUUUUAGAAAUAAGCAUUGGAGCAGAUGAAAACCAAAUUAAAAAGGCAUACAGGACUUUAGCUAAAAAGUGGCAUCCUGAUAAAAAUAGUAAUCCAGGAGCAAAGGAAAAAUUUCAGGAGAUUGCAGCUGCUUAUGAAUAUUUGUCGAGUAAAGACAGGCGUGAGAUACUUGAGAGAGAUCUUCAGCGCUCAAAUACUCAGUCACAGGAAAAACAAGCACAACCAGCAAGUACUUUCAAACAAACUGCAUCACAUCCACCAGAAAGCUCUUCACAGUCAAAAACCAAGAAAGCCAAUGCUGCUUCUUGGUCUGAGACAUUCACAAAGAAUUAUAGAAGUCAAAAGACCAAGCCAAAUGCUGCCAAUGAGAAAUCACAAACUGGAUCUGGUGAGAACAGCAAUUACAAUUUUAAAUUUACAGACUUUAAAGCUUAUAGGACACCAAGUCCAGUGUCAGAAACAGAAAACUUGUUUGAUGAUCUGUUUGGAGAUUUACGAAAUCCUAGAGGAUUUUCAGUCUCUGGAGGUCUCACAGGCAGUUCAAGGAACACCAAGAAGAAAAAAAAGCCUAAACCUAGGCAUGUUGCACCUGAAAGAGGUUCACCAACAGGUUUAGAUGAAGAAUAUUUGUUUACUCCAAGGCAUAAGAAUCAAGAUGAAUAUGAAGAAAAACUCUCUUGUCCAUGGUGUAAUCAGGCUUUUACCAGAGGAAAAUUGAGUCAGCAUGAAGAAAAGUGUGGAAAGUUUGGCCUGAGUGCAGAUGAAGAAUCUGAAGAUGAAGCUGAUGCAGACCUAGACUACAUUACUACAAUCAGUAAGCCUAUAUACUCCUGGAAACCAGUCUGGCAACAGCAGCAGGAUGAAUUGAGAGAUCAAAUAAGAAGGGACAAAUCUCUUUACAGAGAGCACUUGGCUAGUCAUGACAACAAAAAUGAAGGUCUGAUCAAAUGUCCUUACUGUGAACGUCAAUUCAAUUACACGAGUGCCAGCAAACACAUACCUUGGUGUAAAGAAUACGUUCAGAAAUAUGGCAUCCCCAUGAGUAGAAGAAGCUCAUUAGAGAAAGAUAGUCAAAAUAAAAGAAUCAGUGAAAGUGAGUUACUGUACGAAGCUUUUGGCAAGAAAAAAACUCAAGACACUGGAGCUGUGAGAGAGAGAAUGAAAGAGUAUGCCAGUAACAGACUUAAGCCUGGACUUAGUAGAGAGCAUAGACAAGAAGAUUUCUUUGUACCUGGUAACAGUAUGCCCUAUAUGAGAGAACAGCCAGAUCUUUUUGCAGACUUUACAGAAGAUGAAGCAUUUAUUUCAGGAAGGGAUUUAGAUCCUAAAUUCAGCAGAUCUUCAUUUCAACACAACAGGACGUUUACAGCUGGUGCCCACCAAUAUGGCACCAGUACUCCACAAUAUAAAAUGCACACACAAGGUUUAUAUGGGAAAAAGUUGUAGAACGAUUCAUUGCAGUUAUAAAACAUUCUAUAUAAAUCUUUUUCUAUAGAACAAUGAUCCUGUAAUCAAAAUGGUAAAAGCUCAGCUUUGGUGUAAGAUAAAAAAAGACUGAUAUUGUUCCUGCCUAUAAAUAAAUAUUCCAAUUUAAAAUGCCAUGUUUUUGGCACUGCAUUGCAAAAAGAGCUUUAAACGUAUAUUACACAUCAGACAUUUUGUGAUGCAAAUGGAAAAAGAUGAUAUAAUUUUAAUGCUGUUAUGAUAGUCAAGCCCGGAGUUCAAUAAUAUUUUUUUUUUCAAAUGUUGCUACUUAAUUCUUUCAUCAGUAAUUGACACAAUGAUUAUUUUACUUUUGAAGUAGGCCUAUUUAUGUCAUAAUUUACAUGUAAAUUUUUUGCUUAAUUCUAUGUAGAUCCACUGUGUUAAACAAUUUAAUUUUUUCAUUAUGUGCAACAUUUAUCAUAACAUUGAUAAUUAAUUUGUAUUUUUCUUCCUUGUUAUAAAAUUUAAUGUCAUUAGGUAUGUUGUGUUAUGUCUUGUGUUCAUUCAAGACUGUCACUGCAAAGAUCUUAAGUCCAAAGUCUUCUAGCCAUUAUCACAGCAGCCAUAUUAUAUCCUUUCUGAGUUUUUUUUAGUAUAAAAUAAGUCUCAAAUUCAAAUUAAUUUUGCUAUGGGUGUAAAAACUUUCUCUUUGUAAAAAACAAUUGCAGGGGGAGGGGAUGGCUUUUAACAUUCUUGAAUACUGUAUUUGCUUUUAUGAUAUGGCCUCCUUCAGUUGCGAAGCGACUAUGGUUCAUCUCAUGGAAAUGAGAUGAAUGCCUGGGCGUUAGCUGUGGUCGGAACAAUGUCGCCCACACAUCAGUUCCCCCCUCUCCACGUAGCUGAUAUAUCCAAAGGAACGGCAGUGCCGAUACAGUUUGGGGUCAGCAGCGUCGCAGGUUCUGCCAGAGUGUAGCACUGGGUGCUGCAAACUGCCUUAGGGUUGCCAGCUCCUGAUUUUUCCUCAGGGUUGACUCCCGAAGCCUUUCCCAUGAUUGGGUAUAGCUGCAAGGCAACAGAGGUUUGAAUUCAGUUUUCCUUGUCCUAGGUGGGUAGCCAGCCAUGGCUAACGAGCCCCUCCUGCCUGAAGCUCACUGGUUAAGGCGCCAGUUACUCGCCUUUGCCCCUUCUCCUGUUAGUGAGAACAGUUCCACCGGACUUGAUAUCUGAGCCACACAUGAAGGCCAGGAGUUGGACUGGUUGUCAGAGGCUAUUUGAGAUGCAUGCCAUUAGGAAGCAUUUUAUAGGUAGUGGAAUGCUUACAUCCAUUACCACUUCCGGCAAUGACAACCUUGCUUUUAUCCAUGCCUCAAUAUUGUGUUUGAAUAUCAUAAGUGAGAAACAUUUCAUGUAUGUGGAAUGACAAAGUCAAAUUGUUAGAAAACAUGUUUCUUGUAUUUUCAAAUCAAAUUGUUAUCUAUAUAUGCUACAGCUGUGAUACAAGUGAUGCAAUCAUUCAAUUUGGUUCAUAUUUUUAAAAAUAUUUUGAAAUACUAAUUAUAGAUCCUUGACAAGAUGAGUUGCUUACCUUGUGGAUUACAUUGCUCACAUUCCUAUUUUCAAAGAAUGUUUUAGUAAAAAAUAUUUUGUAUAUUAUAUGUAGGCCUACCUCAUUUUAAGUGUUUUUUAAGUUCCAAUCAGUGUUGACCUUAGACAUUUUUAUGCUGCUGGCAGUAACAAAAAUGCUAUCCCAUUAAAAAUUUUAUUUAUAAAAUAUUUUUAUUACCCUGUUUAAAUGUUGUUGUUUUUUAACUCAAGCUAAAAAGUAAAAAAAAAAUAAUAAUAUUUUGGCUAAACAACUAAAUUUUAUUCAAAUUUUUUAAUAAUAAUUUUCUCUGUCUAAAACUAUAUAAAGUAUGCUGACUGGAAUAUGCUUUUCUUAGAUUACAUGUAAUAAGAUUUCACAAUUUCUUUAUAUCAUUAAAAUAAUGUUUAUUUACUUUUUAAUUUUAUUUGUCAUGGGGGGUGGAGAAAUCUUUACUGUAAAGGAUUUCUCUUUAGAUAUUUGACUAUACUGCAGAUAGCUUUAACCAACACAUAUAAAUAUAUUUUUUUAACUAUUAUUUC
This is a messenger RNA of Biomphalaria glabrata, 3948 nucleotides long. RefSeq names its product zinc finger C2HC domain-containing protein T03G11.3-like. Lineage: Eukaryota; Metazoa; Mollusca; Gastropoda; Planorbidae. Gene Ontology annotation, cellular component: cytoplasm. The coding region runs from base 376 to 1845 and encodes 489 amino acids. The record is from RefSeq and is a predicted model, not a curated record. The transcript is spliced from 11 exons. Gene Ontology annotation, biological process: protein refolding.